GCCACAUACCCCACCCCCCUCUCACCCCCAAUUUCUUCCCGCCGGUGAACUCACCGGAAAAUCCUGUUACUCUGAUCCAAUCCUCUACUGAUAUCACGGAAGAUUGGAUUUAACUCGAAGAAAUAAAAUUAAAAGAAAAAAAAAUUGGGAUUCGAGAAGGUUCUCUAUGGGUGAAGAAGUGACAAUUACGGAUGGUGAUGGUUUCGCCGGAGAUGAUAAUCGUGUUGUCGAGUGGGAAGACGGACUUCCGAGUUUUGACGAUCUGACGCCGUUAUCUCAGGUUUUAAUCCCGCCGGAGCUAGCGUCGGCGUUUAGAAUUACGCCGGAGCCGGUGAAGACGAUGACGGAUGUGAAUCGUGCUUCGGAGAGUACUUUUUCGUCUCUCCGUGCAGGACAGUUACAUUUGUUGUCGGAGAAGUUUAAUUUUAAUGAAGGAAGGAAUGGAGAUAGGAAUCAUGAGAAUGAUGAGGUGGAUCUGACAAGAGAUGGAUCCGAGUCGAGGAAGACACGGAGGAUUGACCCGGAGAUGGUUACUGAAGAGGCUGAUUCGGCAUUGAGGAAUGAGAAUUGUGGAGAUGAUAAUUCAGCUAAGACGUUGAAGCGGCCGCGGUUAGUCUGGACGCCACAGCUGCAUAAGCGAUUUGUGGAUGUUGUGGCGCAUUUAGGGAUUAAAAAUGCUGUGCCGAAGACGAUUAUGCAGCUGAUGAAUGUGGAAGGACUAACAAGGGAAAAUGUUGCUAGUCAUUUACAGAAGUAUAGGUUGUAUUUGAAGAGAAUGCAAGGGUUAUCGAAUGAGGGUCCUUCGUCGUCUGAUCAUUUGUUCGCUUCCACGCCUGUGCCACAGAGUUUGCAGCAGUCCGGUGGUAAUGGACACAGUGGUAAUGCUCAUAGUAGUAAUGGACAUAUGCCAAUGCCUAUGCCUAUGCCAAUGAUGUAUCCGCCGCAAAUGGUGCCAAUGCCUAUGAUGGGAAUGUCAGGACAUGGGUUUCAUCAUCAGUAUAAUAUGGGGCAACCGCGGGACUGGUCUGGAAAUAAAUUUGGUUCUUAUCAUCAUGUUGCUCCUGGUGAAAAAUAGCUGUAGACACAAAAAGGAGGUUAGAUUCUUGAUUCUAUACAAGUUGCUGCAACUCUACUGUUU
Messenger RNA from Solanum verrucosum, 1138 nucleotides. Its product is annotated as transcription factor LUX. The record is from RefSeq and is a predicted model, not a curated record. Gene Ontology annotation, cellular component: nucleus. The coding region runs from base 167 to 1075 and encodes 302 amino acids. The transcript has a single exon. Gene Ontology annotation, molecular function: DNA binding; DNA-binding transcription factor activity. Lineage: Eukaryota; Viridiplantae; Streptophyta; Magnoliopsida; Solanales; Solanaceae. Gene Ontology annotation, biological process: regulation of DNA-templated transcription.